AUGGACCGCACCCUCACCGCCCGACCCCUCAAGCGCUCCGCUCCGCUCCCCAACUACAGCGACAGAGCACAGGCCCGCAUCAUCAGGCAGAAGCUCCUCGAGCACGAGCAGGAGAUUGAGGACCUCCAGGCUUUUAACAUUACUCCCACCAACUCGUUCCCACAGGAAGAGCUUCGUAUCCUCACUGAAUCCUUCUCCUCCGUCAAAGCCGAGUUCACCGACCUCGACGGCCUAUCUUGGGAAACCCCUCUCGCUCGCCAGGUUCUCCUCGCAUGGCACUCCCAACAAGCCGCUCGUUCCCGCGGUAACCACGCCCAGCAUCUCGAUUUCGCCAUCCUCGCCGGACGCAUCCGCCGGAGCCCAUCCUCCAACCGCUCCCUUGCGUCUAUCCUCGCUCCUCCGAGGCUCAGUACCAGCUCGCCCGACCCCUGCCCCCUCACGCGCGAUCCGCAGGCGACGCUCCGCCCCACGACCCGCCAUGCACGCUCUCUGGAAGAGCAAAUUCGCGUUUCCGAGGUGGUGCGCGCGUUCACUCAAACGGACCGCCCCCGCCGUGCGGACGAAGCGACGGUCACUCCUACUGCAUCAUUUCCCUCGCACUUUCCGCGAGCCGCUGUAGGGGAGACGGAGCGGGCGCCGCUUCCUGCACUGUUCGAGCGCGAACCCGUCCCGGAUGGUGACGUCGGCCGCACGCCUCGGCCUCCCCAACGUCUGACUACUGUCGACUACGCGGACGUACACGCAAACGGCUUGGCGCUCACGACGCCGGUCCCCGCUCCCGCCCGUCGCGGUUCGCCGUCGGCCCGAUCGGGGCGUCUACGGAUCGUGAAGUCGCACUCUGCGCCAAGCGUCCCUCUCGCCGUGUCUUCCUCCCCUCCGCCAACGCCGUCCUUACGCUCGGGACACGUGCGCGACGGGAACGCGUCUACCCUAGACGCCACCGGCUCCGCCCAGGCAAAUACCAGUCGCCCGACCAAGUCCCUGCCGCCUAGCCGAAUUCCUCUCCUUCGGACCAAGUCCCUUGGGGCAAAGUCGACAGCACAGCUUGCAUCCCGCGCUGUUCGAGAGCCGGGCUCGAGUUCGUCGGUUACUACGUCAAUAUCCACACCAACCUUCACCUUCUGCGCCGGGCCCUCCUACCCUCCAUCUAGUGGGGUGAAGUCGGCGGGUACGACCAUGGCUCGAACUGUUACCAGCCGCGCUCGAGGCGAGGCUGCUGGCCUGCACUCUCUCGAUGACGCGCCUCCUACAUCCCAUUUGCCUUCGUCCUACCCUUCUCCGUGCGAAGGCGAACGCACAAUCUCGCUUCCGCUUCGCAGAGUGGGCUCCCAACCCGCCCAGACAGUCAAGGCUCUGCCCCAGCGCUCUGCUCUGUCUUGCUUCCCUUCGUCCGACGGCGACGCCUCUAGCGCUCAUCCUCGCUGUCAGUCCAAGGCGAGGUCCGGCGUUCCCGCAACGGUCUCAGCAGAAACGGUGGGCACGACCGCGGACACUGGGAAGGACACCCAAGAAGGGACAGCAGAUUCCACCGCAAGCAGCGAACGCGACUCUGUUCAUGAAUUGGGCGAUGGCAACCGGGCGGAUGGAAGAAGAGCAAGGCUGGUCCUGAUAGAAAGGACGAGGCCGCUGUGACCCUUGUCUCGGGGACGAACCUUGAUGGAGGAUGCGGAUGCGAAGGAGGAGCGGGUCGCUCGUCUCUCUUACAUCUCCGCAUCUCUGCGACGCCCUGGGAGACCCUACGUCGGACAGGGCGCACAUCCUUUCAGAGUUCGCUCCAAAUCGGACAUAAGCUUGGACCUUCGACUUACUUCGCGCGUUUUGAUCUAUCGUUCGUUAUUGUAGCAGCUCGUCUGCUUGAUUGACUAUCCACGUACAGCCGCCGAAGCAUUGCUAUCCACUACACGUCACGUUCCGGAAUUCCAUCGCAGAUGUCAUUGUAUCGCACGUCCCGCGUUACUGUAGUUCUAACGCAUUAUAUCAAAUCGAAUGCGUGCACGUGUGCCGAGAACAUUCGAGAUACAUGC
Molecule: messenger RNA, 2024 nt
Organism: Dichomitus squalens LYAD-421 SS1
Lineage: Eukaryota; Fungi; Basidiomycota; Agaricomycetes; Polyporales; Polyporaceae
Exons: 3
Coding region: 1-1632 (543 amino acids)
Source: RefSeq, a predicted model, not a curated record